CCUUCGAACCGGGCAUCAACGAGGUUUCUCCUUGGAAAUUGCCAAAAACGACGGGUGCGCUUUUCUCCUCUUUGAAAAUGUUCUGAGCCACUCUCUUCUCCCUUCCUAGCCGUUUUCUUGGCGACCCACUGGGAAUUUCUGGAUGGAUCCGGGCAACCGGGAGGCCCCGCGUCUCUCUUUAGGAUGAGGCGCAAACCGAGACGAGGCGGGCGCUUCUCUGCCCAGGAAGCCGGCGCUUCAGCCCCGAUUUGGAGAGGGCGAGAGCCUUGUUGAGCGGCGAAGCCAAGAGAGGAGGAAUCGCCUCCUGGGGGUCGGUUCGAACCCAGUCGGGCGGGCCAUGGCGCUGAGUUCGAGAGCCCACGCUUUCUCCGUGGACGUGUUAGUGGGCAAUUCCGCCAAGCGUAAAAUGCUGGAUAUGGAAAAAGAGGAGAGCGCGUUUCCCGAGAAGGAGAUGGAGAAGGCUGCGGUCAGGAAAAGCCAGGCGUUUGAUAAGAAGUCGAAAGGAGAAGUGUCGGCUCCUCUCUUGGGGGACAGCAAAGAGCCAGGCGGGGCCAUUCAAGUCGACCUACAGGGCUCGGAGCUCUGGAAGCGAUUCCACGAAAUCGGCACAGAAAUGAUCAUCACCAAGGCCGGCAGAAGGAUGUUCCCAUCCGUCAGAGUGAAAGUGAAAGGCUUGGAUCCCUUGAGACAAUAUUACAUCGCCAUAGACGUCAUACCCGUCGACUCGAAAAGAUACAGGUACGUCUAUCACAGCUCUCAGUGGAUGGUGGCUGGGAACACAGACCAUUCCUGCAUCACCCCUCGGCUUUACAUCCACCCAGAUUCCCCUUGCUCUGGGGAGACCUGGAUGAGGCAGAUCAUCAGCUUUGAUCGGGUGAAACUGACCAACAACGAGAUGGACGACAAAGGGCAUGUACGUAUUAUUCUGCAGUCUAUGCACAAGUACAAGCCCCGGGUCCAUGUCAUCAUCCAGGAUUCUCGAUUUGAUCUAUCACAGAUCCAGUCUUUACCAGCAGCCGGAGUUCAUACCUUCUCUUUCAAAGAGACGGAAUUCACCACUGUCACAGCCUAUCAAAACCAGCAAAUAACAAAACUGAAGAUCGACCGGAAUCCCUUUGCUAAAGGCUUCAGAGACCCCGGAAGAAACCGAGGUGUUCUGGAUGGACUUCUGGAAUCCUACUCAUGGCGACCGUCAUUUACUCUGGAUUUUAAGUCCUUUGGUGCAGAAAGCCAAGGUGUAAGUCCUGGAUCUUCCCCCGUGAUACCCUCUGGGGGUACCCCAUCCCUGUUUCCCCCUUCUUGUUCUCCUCCGACCUUCCAGCUGACAGCGGCCAGCCUGGGCAUGUCGUGCCCCGAUUCUUACUUCCACCCUCUUGGUCUACCCAUCUGCUAUAAGAUUUGUCCAGCCGGCCUUUUGAGGCAACAGCCCCUGGCGUUCCCAACCCACCACAAGCUGGCCAGUACUACCAGUCCUCCAGUUUUGCCUCACUUCAUGGUGGAGGUUCCUGCUUUGUCUUCUCUGAGCAUCACCAACGUCAAGAGCAGCAAAGUGGAAGAGUUGAACAGAUCCGGCUCUCAGGGGCCGAAUUCUGUAAGCCACAUGCUGUAUGGCUUACAUGCAUCUGGAAACAUUUUCCCCUCCGGUCCUGUGACCCCAGAAGCGCUCCAUUGUUCUCUACAUCCUCCACACAGUCUCUACGGUUACAAUUUCUCGGUACCUUCUAGACUAAUGAAUUCAGCCGGCCAUUUCAAAGCAAACCAUGGGGUCCCGUCCCCUCUCCGAGAGAGCAGGUGCAGCCAUGCCUCUUGGCCACCCACAAUCGACGACUGCCUCUAAUCAGCUUGCUACAAGCAGCAGCAGCAGCACACGAAAGCCUGCGCCCCAAUCUGCUUUUGACUUCCCACCCAAGACUGAUGGGUGGUUGACUAAGGAAUCCUUCCUUACAGGGUGGGCUGGGCAAAAAAAAAAGAGCUUCUCUGAAAAUCACGUCAGCGAAGCAGAAGGAUGGACGCCACCGGUGUCGUAGACAGGGAUAUUCACAAGUCUUUGGUGCCAAGUCAUGAGUCCCAAAACCCGAAGUCUGAGUCCCUGUUAAAAACGAACUCUUUUCCGCAGAAGAAAUGGAGAGAUGGGUGGGUUCCAAGUCAUAAGUUGAGUCUGAGCCUUUGAAAAAAAAAACCAAGUCCUGACUCGAAUCCAAGUCAAGUCAAGUCUGACUUGACAGUGAGUCCUGUGACCUGAGUCCCCUUCGCUGGUAGCAAUCCCCCCUCCACCUUACAGCUCCCCCGUGUGACCCUCAAAAUCUGCUUUGGAGGUCCUCUAGAGCGGUGGUCUCCCACCUUGGGCCUCCAGAUGUUCUUGGACUUCAACUCCCAGAAAU
Molecule: messenger RNA, 2381 nt
Organism: Pogona vitticeps (central bearded dragon)
Lineage: Eukaryota; Metazoa; Chordata; Lepidosauria; Squamata; Agamidae
Source: RefSeq, a predicted model, not a curated record